CUUGCUCUGACAUUGCCGCAAUAGCAGCUGUGGGUUGAAAAUCAGAGAACGGACCAUUACGAAAAGUAUCCAACAAAUUGUUAGAGCACAAAAAUUCCUGAAAAUGGCUUUCAAUAAAUUGAGCAUUGAAAAUCUGGAUUUGGAGGGCAAGAGGGUGUUGAUGCGAGUGGACUUCAAUGUCCCCAUCAAGGAGGGCAAAAUUACAAGCAACCAGCGUAUUGUGGCCGCUGUGGACAGCAUCAAGUUGGCGUUGUCCAAGAAGGCCAAGUCUGUUGUGCUUGCAUCCCAUUUGGGUCGUCCCGAUGGCAACAAAAACCCCAAGUUUACUUUGGCGCCAGUCGCUGAGGAGCUAAAGACACUGUUGGGCCAGAAUGUUAUAUUCCUCAAUGAUUGCGUGGGCAGUGAGGUGGAAGCUGCCUGCAAGGAUCCUGCUCCUGGUUCAGUAAUCUUGCUUGAGAACGUACGCUUCUACCUGGAGGAGGAGGGCAAGGGUGUAGAUGCUACCGGAGCUAAAGUUAAGGCUGAUCCUGCCAAGGUUAAGGAGUUCCGUAGCAGCCUGGCUAAAUUGGGUGAUGUUUAUGUCAACGAUGCUUUCGGUACUGCUCACCGUGCUCAUAGCUCGAUGAUGGGCGAUGGCUAUGAGAAGCGUGCUGCAGGUCUUUUGCUGAACAAAGAACUCAAGUACUUCUCGCAGGCUUUGGACAAGCCACCAAAUCCUUUCUUGGCCAUUUUGGGUGGAGCAAAGGUUGCCGACAAGAUUCAACUCAUUGAGAACUUGCUGGACAAGGUCAAUGAAAUGAUCAUUGGUGGUGGCAUGGCUUUCACUUUCCUUAAAGUUUUGAACAACAUGAAAAUUGGAGGUUCCCUUUUCGAUGAGGAGGGCUCCAAAAUUGUCCAGAAUCUAGUGGAUAAGGCUAAGAAGAACAAUGUUCAAUUGCAUUUGCCAGUGGACUUUGUUUGUGGCGACAAAUUCGCCGAAAAUGCUGCCGUAAGUGAGGCCACAGUUGAGAGUGGCAUUCCAGAUGGACAUAUGGGCUUGGAUGUAGGACCAAAGUCUCGUGAGCUUUUCGCUGCCCCCAUUGCUCGGGCCAAGCUGAUCGUGUGGAACGGACCUCCCGGUGUCUUUGAAUUCCCUAACUUUGCCAAUGGCACAAAGUCUAUUAUGGAUGGAGUUGUGGCUGCCACCAAGAAUGGAACCGUUUCGAUUAUCGGCGGUGGUGAUACAGCAUCUUGCUGCGCCAAGUGGAACACCGAAGCCCUUGUAUCCCAUGUGUCCACUGGUGGUGGAGCAUCUCUGGAGUUGCUCGAGGGCAAGACCCUGCCAGGCGUCGCUGCCUUGUCGCCCGCCUAAGAGCACAGAAACAUUAUAUAAUAUCGAAGUGUAACACAUACUCUCCCUCUCUCUAACACAUUAUUUAUGUUAAUUGCAUUGUUUUAAUUGUAAGAAGCAAAGACAUCCCCCCAAAAAAGUUUAAAAGUUGUUUGCUUAAAAAAUAAUAAAAGUGGAAAUAAAAUAUAGUAGUUAAA
Drosophila willistoni is the source of this 1527-nucleotide messenger RNA. RefSeq names its product phosphoglycerate kinase (gene Pgk). Gene Ontology annotation, molecular function: ATP binding; ADP binding; phosphoglycerate kinase activity. Gene Ontology annotation, cellular component: cytosol. The record is from RefSeq and is a predicted model, not a curated record. NCBI's taxonomy places the organism in Eukaryota, Metazoa, Arthropoda, Insecta, Diptera, Drosophilidae. Gene Ontology annotation, biological process: gluconeogenesis; glycolytic process. Bases 104 to 1351 code for a protein of 415 amino acids. The transcript is spliced from 3 exons.